Molecule: messenger RNA, 3250 nt
Organism: Alexandromys fortis (reed vole)
Lineage: Eukaryota; Metazoa; Chordata; Mammalia; Rodentia; Cricetidae
Gene: Chst10
Product: carbohydrate sulfotransferase 10
Exons: 7
Coding region: 26-1573 (515 amino acids)
Biological process (GO): carbohydrate biosynthetic process; proteoglycan biosynthetic process
Cellular component (GO): membrane
Molecular function (GO): sulfotransferase activity
Source: RefSeq, a predicted model, not a curated record
UCCACAGGAGGGUAGCUGGGAACCAAUGGGAACCUGGGGGCCUGGGAUGAUGGCUGCGCCCGCCUCCUCCAAGCUUCCUGCGACGCGGACGCGCGCGCAAGCUCGGCGGCGACGGCGACGCGCAGGGCCAGGCCCGCACUCCGGGGCUACGGUGGGCGGCGGCCUCGCGCCCCGGAGCCAGCGCGCACCCGGCUUCCUCCUUCCGGCGUGGCUACAUCCCUGCACCCCGCGCGCCGCCAGUAGCGGCGCGAAGGCUUGGGGCGGGGCUGGCCUCCAGGACACCCGGGACGCCCACAGGCCCCGCGAGGCCGGAGCGGAGCGCCGGCAGCCGGGGAGGAGCGCGCGGGUACCGGCUGCACGGAGGGACAAGAGGAGCCCCAGACCUCAAGCAGGGCAAGAACAGCAUGGGCAUGUGACACCUUCAACCCCAGGCCGCAGAUGGUUCGUGAUGGAAAAUGUGAACCCGUCAGGAAGGGUCAUUGAAUGGCUCCCGUUUGACAACAUGCACCACCAGUGGCUGCUGCUGGCUGCAUGCUUUUGGGUGAUUUUCAUGUUCAUGGUGGCCAGCAAGUUCAUCACGUUGACUUUUAAAGACCCGGAUGGAUAUAGUGCCAAACAGGAGUUUGUUUCCCUGACAACCAUGCCGGAAGCAGGGAAGCUCAGAGGAGAGAAGCAUUUUCCUGAGGAUACGAAGCCAACGGGGAAGCUGCUCUCGGAUGGCCAUCCUGACCAGCCCCAGGUUUAUCUGGAACGGCUGGAGCUCAUCAAAAAUGCCUGCCGGGAAGAGGCUCUGAGGAACCUCUCACACACUGAGGUCUCAAAGUUUGUCCUCGAUCGAAUAUUCGUGUGUGACAAGCACAGGAUUCUUUUCUGUCAGACUCCCAAAGUGGGCAACACCCAGUGGAAGAAAGUGCUGAUCGUCCUAAACGGAGCAUUUUCUUCCAUCGAAGAGAUCCCCGAAAAUGUGGUCCAUGACCACGAGAAAAAUGGCCUUCCGCGUCUCUCCUCCUUCAGCAAGACAGGAAUUCAGAAGCGAUUGAAAACAUACUUCAAGUUUUUUAUUGUCAGAGAUCCCUUCGAAAGACUGAUUUCCGCCUUUAAGGAUAAGUUUGUUCACAAUCCACGCUUUGAGCCUUGGUACAGGCAUGAGAUCGCCCCUGGCAUUAUUAGAAAGUACAGGAAGGACCGGACGGAGACCCGGGGGAUCCAGUUUGAAGAUUUUGUGCGCUACUUAGGCGACCCAAACCGCAGAUGGUUAGACCUUCAGUUUGGGGACCAUAUCAUCCACUGGGUGACCUACGUAGAGCUUUGUGCACCCUGUGAGAUAAAGUACAGUGUGAUUGGACACCACGAGACCCUGGAGGAGGAUGCCCCGUAUAUCCUGAAAGAGGCCGGCAUAGACCACCUGGUGUCGUACCCCACGAUCCCUCCAGGCAUCACCUUGUACAAUAGAACUAAAGUGGAGCACUACUUCCUGGGCAUCAGCAAACGCGACAUCCGGCGCCUCUACGCACGCUUUGAAGGGGACUUUAAGCUCUUUGGGUAUCAGAAGCCAGAUUUUUUGCUAAAUUAAGGCAUAAGACCCUUGAAUUCUUGCUAGGUCAGGGGCUGACUAGUUGGGGGGGGGGUCUUAGCACAGAAAUGGAACUCCCUUCAACAUUUCUGUGGUUCUGUGACCAGGUGACGUUGGGCUUGUCUGCUUGUCUGAGCUUGGAUGUCAGAUGUUCUGAGGGCCCUGUGUCGUAUAUGCCAACCCCCCUCACCACCCUGUGUCAUUAGAAGGUCACUAGCCAUUACUCCAUGAGAGGUUAGCAGAGGCUGUUUGCAGACUGGCAGGCAGACCCAGAGCAGACAGUGUUAGAACCUGUUUCGGUGUUACAUUGCCAUUGGCACUGGCAGCUCAGCAGUGGCCAGGUGGUGUCACCCGUGACCUGUGGAUUGUACAGACACAGCACUUUGAAGAGAGAUCGAGAUGCUUAAUGGCUGCAGAAGUUACUGGAGCCCAUGCAGACUCAAAUCUAAGUCAUAAUGAUCCCUUUUUUCUUCCGCCUUGGAAUAACUAUAACCAUAGACACAGGUCAUAUAUGCCCCUCGAGCUUGAGGCCCUGUGGCAUUUGGUGGGGAUAGUUCCAGGACAGUGUGAGCAGUCUCUUCAAGAUCCAGGCUAGCUCUUUUUUUUUUUUUUUAAGACCUCUGACCCUCCAAGCACCUGCUUCAUUUUGCAGAAGAGAUUCCCUUCCUGAAAGUGAGGGGGGUUUCAGGAACAUCCCUGGGGACUUGGAACUUGGCGCAAGGAAGGAAGAACUGGAUGGUCCUGGGAACAGAGGCUGCCGUGGAAUCGGGUGCCUUUGCCUUGGCACCAGAUCCUGAUUUUAUCUUGGACUGAGCAGCAGGGACUCUCCCACCUGUCUCCUCCGUGAACCUCACUGUCCUGAAAGGGGAGAAAGACUAAGCGUUUCCAGCGGGUAGAUCCAGGCAGCUGCUGACGACAGCGGGCCACGUCAUGCCUGGCCUGCAGAAUCCAGUGCUGUCUCCACACUGCCAUGUCCGCUCAUGCCGACAGACAGGCUCCUCCAGCCCCGGUUCUAUCAGUGCCUCCAUUCCGGACUGAAAGGCCACAAGUUGGAUAAUCAGAUUCAACAGCAAUAAAAUCUCGGGUGAGGCCAGUCUGGCAACAUGCCCUCCAGGCUUCGAGGCCAACUCCAGCAAGAAGAAAGACACAUCAGCGUGUCAGCUGCCAACCAGCAGCCAAGUGCUACUACAGAUGACUGGACGGUCUACCUGAGGAAGUCUCUGGCACACGCAUGUGCCCAGGGUUGGGAGAAACUGUGCUGGCUUUUCCUAAAGGCCACAGCCCUCUUCUCCAAAAGUCUUCCUAAACGUGUAAAUGUGAAAGUAAAAUAAAAUUUAAAAUAUGUGCCAAAUCUUAACAGUGGAGAGGGGGCUCCAGGGCCACAGGUAACCCCUGAUGGCUUCAAGCUGAGGCCAGGCAUUGGGGCCGCGGACUGGAAUGAGGCUCAGCUUUUCCUGGUCAACCGAAAUGCCAAGAACGUAACAUUGGGUUGUUUUUAAAUGAAGUUUUAGCACAGCCUUUGUAAAAUCACUUCAGACCUAAACUGCUGAUCAUUGAUCUCGUCCCUGCUUUUUGACAGGCUUCAUUGUUAAAUAGCGUGUGUGGCAAUGGUGUUGAUAGCGUGUGUGAAGUUAAGGCCUUCCAGGUAGUUCUGAUUAAAGCGGCAUUUUCUCUCUU